AUGACCGAACCAGUCUUGGGGUCUUCACUCCUUCAGGCCCAGGACGACCAUUCUUCUCACCACAACAACAACAACCAUCACAACCACAUUCGUUCCCAUCGCCACGAGCGAUUGCACAGGCGCCAGGCCGACAGUUCCGACACCAUCGUGCAAAUCGUCCAAACCGUCUCAGUCGUUCAGCUCAUUGAUGCAUCGGGUGCAACCAUCGGCGCCAACACGCAAACCUCGGAACCGUCGACCACCGCCUAUGCUGUCGUACCUACCGUUGGCAUCGAGAGCACCCCGGACCUGACCUCUGCCGUCGUCGACGAUGUCACUAGCCUCUUAUCGACUAUUCUUGAUCCGACAGCGUCGUCAGUAGAUAGCGCUACGACGUCUUCGAUGCCCUCUUCAUUUCCGACUGUUGAAUCUUACGCUGCAGUUACAUCCGCUCCUUCAUCCGGUUCAUCAUCUGCUUUUCCUACUUUCGCUGGCGUUACCAACUCUACCACAGUCGCGCCGGCUUCAUCGUCACUCUUUAGCAAUGGCACCGCGUCAUUGAAGCCCUUUACCGCAAACUUGACUACUUCCACUCUUCCUUCAUCGGCUGGAACAAUUCUAUUCAACGACACUUUCACCACCACAGUUUUUGGCUCAUCAUCGGGUUCUUUCACACUUGCAUCCACCACUGGAACAGCAACCUCGACAGGAACCGAGGAUGGCGGCUCUGUGACAGGCUUUGGAUUUGGCGGCAAUGGCGGCACCGCCACCGGGGAAUCAUCCCCUUCUUCUACUUCGACGGAGGAUGCUGGCUCCGGAUCCAGCUCUGGUUCAGCCUCGCCAGGAACUGUAGCAGGCAGUGUUCUGGGCGCGGUGGCCGGCGUGGGCCUCAUUUUGAUCGCUGCUUUGAUGCUUUUGCGGUAUAAGAAGCGACAAAGAGGUCUGAGGCUCAGCGACGGCAACGCUAUACCCGGCACGCGUGGCCUGAUGAUUGGAGGUGGUGGCCCAACUUCUGGCGGUCCCGGAGGCAUGGGCGAAGUAUCACAGCGACGAUCGGUCCCAUUUGCCGUUCCCGCAGCGCUUGCGAGCUUGACAGGCUACAAGCGUUACUCUGACCGAACCAAUGCGUCUUCGGAAGGACCCGAAAGGGGAUUUCAGAAGGUGUCCGGCAGGAAACUGCCUUCGGUCCUGCAGCAUGGCGGAGACGGGUACUCAGACCCCACCGACCCCCGAAACACCAUGAUGAGCGACCAGUCCUUCUACCGCGAUUCCACCGGCUGGUGGGGAGGACCCGACAUGCCAAGGGUGGCCGUUGGAUCUCCGAUGCGCCCCGAAAGUGGCAUUCCGGUUUUCCACCCGGGCCCGGCCCGAACACCCGUGACCGAGUCCGGCCAUUUCAGCGAUACCCUGGAACCACCUGCCAUGAGAGACCCCCUGGGCCGCUCUCAUCCCUCGCAGGACGGUUCAAAUCGGUCCCAUGGCUCAGGCUCUCGGUUCACCGAGGAGAUAUGA
This is a messenger RNA of Neoarthrinium moseri, 1491 nucleotides long. RefSeq lists its product as uncharacterized. The record is from RefSeq and is a predicted model, not a curated record. The transcript has 2 exons. NCBI's taxonomy places the organism in Eukaryota, Fungi, Ascomycota, Sordariomycetes, Amphisphaeriales, Apiosporaceae. The coding region runs from base 1 to 1491 and encodes 496 amino acids.